GAAUUAGGGGAAGGCAUCAUUCAGGACUUGUUCAUCCCGAAAGACACUUCUCAACUCAAGCAAAAUGAAAUUCGUAGUUUUGGCUCUUGCUCUCGUUGGCGCUGCCUCUGCUGGUUUCGUCGCCCCAGCUUACACCGGGUACUCUGCUCCAGUAGUAGGUGCUGCCGUAACUGCUGCUCCAAUUGCCUAUUCAGCUCCUGCUAUAGCCGCUGCUCCAGUUACAUACUCUGCUCCAGUCGUUAAGCCUGUCGCCUACACUGCCCCAGCUGUAGCUGCUGCCCCAGUCGCUUACUCUGCUCCAGUUGUUAAGCCAGUUGCCUAUGCCGCUCCAGCUGUAGCUGCUCCAGUUGCUGCCGGCUUCCAUGCUGGAUACGCCGCUCCAGUUGUUGGUGCCCCAAUUGCCACCGGGUUCAACGCUGGAUACGUCGCCCCUGCUCUCUGGAAGAAGAAGGCUGCUGCUUAAGUUGCGUGAUGUUUUUGAAGGAUUGAGUUAAUGGCAAAUAUACGAGCUGUUUGAUCAAAA
Molecule: messenger RNA, 523 nt
Organism: Hermetia illucens (black soldier fly)
Lineage: Eukaryota; Metazoa; Arthropoda; Insecta; Diptera; Stratiomyidae
Product: cuticle protein 10.6-like
Exons: 1
Coding region: 65-463 (132 amino acids)
Source: RefSeq, a predicted model, not a curated record